This is a messenger RNA of Lipotes vexillifer (Yangtze River dolphin), 2360 nucleotides long. It is a transcript of the gene MICU1, whose product is annotated as mitochondrial calcium uptake 1. Gene Ontology annotation, molecular function: calcium ion binding. Gene Ontology annotation, cellular component: uniplex complex. Gene Ontology annotation, biological process: mitochondrial calcium ion homeostasis; calcium import into the mitochondrion. The coding region runs from base 100 to 1536 and encodes 478 amino acids. The record is from RefSeq and is a predicted model, not a curated record. NCBI's taxonomy places the organism in Eukaryota, Metazoa, Chordata, Mammalia, Artiodactyla, Lipotidae. The transcript is spliced from 12 exons.
GCUGGUCUCGCCUGUUUCUUCGUCUCUAUGGUUUUCAGAGGUGGGCGGCUUUGACGGAGAAGCAGUUGGAGAAGCAGCUGGAGCUCCAGCGUGGACGGGAUGUUUCGUCUUAACUCUCUUUCUGCAUUGGCAGAGCUGGCAGUGGGCUCUCGAUGGUACCAUGGAGCAUCACAGCCCACCCAGAUCAGGCGACGGCUGAUGAUGGUGGCUUUUCUUGGAGCAUCUGCAGUAACUGCAAGUACGGGUCUCUUGUGGAAGAGGGCCCUUGCACAAUCUCCACCAUCUGUAAACAACCUAAAGAGUGAACUUGGUGCUAAAGGGAAGAGUAAAGAUGAAGGGGAAGAUUGUAACCACGAAAAAAAGGCUUCAGGUAUUUGUCUUGAGCCUUAUCCAGAAGAGAAAAAGAAGAAACGUUCUGGAUUCAGAGACAGAAAAGUGAUGGAAUAUGAGAAUAGGAUUCGUGCAUAUUCCACACCAGACAAAAUCUUCCGAUAUUUUGCCACCUUGAAAGUAAUCAGUGAGCAUGGUGAAUCUGAAGUGUUUAUGACACCACAAGAUUUUGUGCGAUCCAUAACACCCAAUGAAAAACAACCAGAACACUUGGGUCUGGAUCAAUAUACAGUAAAACGCUUUGAUGGAAAGAAAAUUGCCCAGGAACGAGAAAAAUUUGCUGAUGAAGGCAGUAUAUUUUACACCCUUGGAGAAUGUGGACUCAUAUCCUUUUCAGACUACAUUUUCCUUACGACUGUUCUUUCUACUCCUCAGAGAAAUUUUGAAAUUGCCUUCAAGAUGUUUGACUUGAAUGGAGAUGGAGAAGUAGACAUGGAGGAGUUUGAACAGGUUCAGAGCAUCAUUCGCUCCCAAACCAGCAUGGGAAUGCGUCACAGAGAUCGUUCUACAACUGGUAACACCCUCAAGUCUGGCUUGUGUUCAGCCCUCACAACCUACUUUUUUGGAGCUGAUCUCAAGGGGAAGCUGACAAUCAAAAACUUCCUUGAAUUUCAGCGUAAACUUCAGCACGAUGUUCUCAAGCUGGAAUUUGAACGCCAUGACCCUGUGGAUGGGAGAAUCACCGAGAGGCAGUUUGGUGGCAUGCUGCUGGCCUACAGUGGGGUACAGUCCAAGAAGUUGACUGCCAUGCAGAAGCAGCUCAAGAAGCACUUCAAAGAGGGAAAGGGUCUGACAUUUCCGGAAGUGGAGAACUUCUUUACUUUCUUAAAGAACAUUAAUGAUGUAGACACUGCGUUGAGCUUUUACCAUAUGGCUGGGGCAUCUCUUGAUAAAGUAACCAUGCAGCAGGUGGCCAGGACAGUGGCUAAAGUGGAACUCUCAGAUCACGUGUGUGAUGUGGUGUUUGCGCUCUUUGACUGUGAUGGCAACGGAGAGCUGAGCAAUAAGGAAUUUGUUUCCAUCAUGAAGCAACGGCUGAUGAGAGGCCUGGAGAAGCCCAAAGACAUGGGCUUCACCCGCCUCAUGCAGGCCAUGUGGAAAUGUGCACAGGAAACUGCCUGGGACUUCGCUUUGCCCAAACAGUAACCCAGAACCGCACAAGGAGCUGCACCUCCAGGCCAAGCACCCUGGCCCCUUGGGCAGAGCCUUGGCACAGUCCUCCCCACUGCUGCUUCCAGAAGUAGUGCUCCCCUCCUCCUGGGAAUGAUCUCAGGACUCAUCAAGUUUCCCUUCUCCCAGUGUUCUGCUAGGCCCUGGUUCUAAACCAGUGAUUCUCCCUAGAGGUCCUCAAAAACAUGAGCAGGUCCUAAAAGCGCAGACCUUUGUUACAUUCAACAGUACUACCCAUUCAAGCACCCUACAGACAAAGAAUGCCAAUGUACCUGCCAACCCUGGGAAACACCCAUUUCUUGAGUCAUCUUGGUGUGGAUUUAUAUUAACAAGAACAUUCCUUGCUUCUUCUCCUGCUGGUGGUUUUUAAGCUACAAAUUGGGAAAACCUCUGGCAGAAAAAGGAAAUCAGUGAUGAAUGAUAACGAGGAUGACCCAGGCACCCUGAGCUGGUGGGAAGCCUGGGCCAGAGGAAGGAUCUGUGUCAGUCCCCAGGGUGGCUCUGAGGCGGUGUGCACAGUGGGAAUGGAGCAAGAUUAGGAAUUUAAAGUAGCUGCUGCAUGUCUCUCUCCACUCCCUCUUUUCCUCUCAGGCUCCCUAAGAAGACUCCAGCACGACUGUGCUUAUUAAAUGAGCGGCAGUGAUUAAGCUCAUGGCCCCUGCGAGUGCCAUUUCCCCUCCAGGCAUGUGCCUCUGAAGCUGAGUCCUGGCUCAGAGCCUGUCUGCCCUGUCUUAAACACUUGUAAAAUAGCACUUUAAUUAUAACGGUUUGCAGUAAAGCCUCCCCAACCACCACCAAAG